This is a messenger RNA of Talpa occidentalis (Iberian mole), 2174 nucleotides long. Its product is annotated as ADP/ATP translocase 3-like. The transcript has 2 exons. Bases 363 to 1379 code for a protein of 338 amino acids. Lineage: Eukaryota; Metazoa; Chordata; Mammalia; Eulipotyphla; Talpidae. The record is from RefSeq and is a predicted model, not a curated record. Gene Ontology annotation, cellular component: mitochondrial inner membrane. Gene Ontology annotation, molecular function: ATP:ADP antiporter activity. Gene Ontology annotation, biological process: mitochondrial ADP transmembrane transport; mitochondrial ATP transmembrane transport.
GGCGGGGCCACAAAGCACCCAACACGCUCGUGGAAUCACCCUUGGGUGCUCCCCGAGGCUGACCGCCCCGCACAGGCCGGCGCGGGGGAUGGCCCGAGAGCAGCAGGCUCCCUGGAGGGCACCGUAGCCCCCUCACAGGCCCGCACCCACACGCCCACUUGCCUGAUUUCCGCUUGUACCUCGUGAUGAUGAAAUAGGAAGCCACGUAGAGGACAGCGAACAGGAGGAAGCAUAUCUGAAAGAGAGCAGACCUGGGACUGCCGGGCCAAUGCUGAAAAGCCGUGGUGCGCUCCUCGGCCGGGCUCGGGGCUGAGAGGACACACCCUCCGCCCCCAGCGCCUCGCUCCGCCACCUCCGCCAGCAUGGCAGGUCGGGUCGUCUCCUUCGCCAAGGGCUUCCUGGCAGACGUCACCACCACCCUCUCCAAGACAGCCGCAGCCCUGAACCAGCGGGGCAAGCUGCUGCCACAGGGGCAGCCGGCCAGCACACACAGGCCAGCCGACAUGCAGCUUGAGGGCGCCGUGGAGCGCACUGCGCGCAUUCCCAAGGGGCAGGCGCACCCCCCGUCCUUCUGGCGGGGCACCCUGGUCAACCUCAUCAGUGACAUCCCCACCCGACCCUUCAACUUUGCCCUCAAGGAUAAGCACUGGCAGCUCCCCGGGGGGCACGCGGACCAGCACGCACACUCCUGGAGGGGCGUGGCCGGCAAGUCAGCUGCCCUUUGCCUCGUCUACCCCCUGGACUUCACCAGGGCCCGGCUGGAUGCCAGUGCAGGGAAGUCAGGCACACAGCGGGAGUUCAAGGCCCUGAGCAACUGUCUGGUGAAGACCAGCAAGUCCGACAGCAUCCGGGGACUGUACCAGGGCUUCGACACCCCUCUGCAGGGCACCAGCGUCGACCACAGGGCACCACCAUCUGCAGGGCACCAGCCACAGCUGCAGGGCAGCACCACCUACAGGGUAUCACCACCCACAGGGCACCACUGUCUGCAGGGCACCACCAUCUACAGGGCACCACCAUCUACAGGGCAGUACCACCUACAGGUCACCACCGUCUACAGGGCGUUACCAUUUACAGGGCAACACCUACAGGUCACCUCUGUCUACAGGGCGUCACCAACUCCAGGGCAGCACCUACAGGUCACCACCGUCUACAGGGCAUCACCAUCUAAAGGGCGUCACCGUCUACAGGGCACCUCCGUCUACAGGGCGUCUACUGUGGCACGCACGACGGAGCACGCGCCCCGGCCCCAGGAGCACGUGCGUCGCGGUGAGCCGGAUGACCGCCCUGAGGGCGAGAGCCGAGGCCAGCGCGGCCCCCCGCCGCUCCUACACCACGCAGCGUCGCGCGGCGAUGCGGUUGGGCCACAGAGCUGCUGACGUCGCGGCCAUGACCCCUGGGACUGCUGGAGGGAGAUCUUCAGAGCGGAGGGGGCAGGCCAUCCAGAGUGCAGUUGUCGUGGUCCUGGCCAGAUCACGCAUUAGAGGCCGGUGGAAAGCUCUGGAAAAGGGUUCAUUGUGAUGACGACCACUGGCACCUGAUUCCACACACUGACGCCGGCGGGGAGGAAGCCCCAGUCUCGGCCGGGGCAGGGCAGCUGGCCCCGCAGACCUAGCGUCCAGGCUUGUAGGCCCGAGUGUGCUCAAGUAUUUAUUUAACAGGCUCACGCCUCCACUUGACUUAAGCGCCAUCCUCUUUGGCACAGUCAAAUGUUUGCAAUCACCUUCUCUGUUGGGCAUUCUGCCACCAAACAAUAAAAAACUGGACAGAAAAAGGAAAACAAAGCAGUGCUGGGAGGGGACAUCAGGAAUGCCAGGCUCCUGAUCGCAGUGGGAAAGCGUCCGGUUUCUCACCAUGAGGCAUGAGGUUAGCGAGAGACGCCUGUGGACAUUCCCAGUCAGGGUGAGGAAGGUCCCCCUCCAUUCACAGCCUACCAAGUUUCAUCCUGAAUGGGUGUUUGGAUUUUGUCUAGGGCUGCUUCUGCAUGUAUCGAUGAGAACACAUUUCUGCUUUUAACCUGUGGAUGCCAUCAGGUUGCAGGAAGUGAUUUUUGAAUGCUGAGCCACUCUUGCAUACUUGGGUAAACUCCAUGUGAUCAUGGCGCAGUGCUCUUGUUAAACUGCACUUUCUGCUGUUUUCUUGCAGAAUUAUGCAUCUUCGCGAGAGCUUGACGU